UAAUAAAAUCCCCACUUAAAUUAAGAGGCAAAACCCGGAUCCAGGUUCCGGCCCGUUACAAGCGAAACGUACAUACAAUCGGAUUCAAAACCUAACAAUCGGUAGGAACAGAAUCAAGGAACGAGCAUGUCGUCAAGAGCAGCAACUCCAACCACUACACCGCCUUACCCAAGUGCCGCAAGAAUCUCAGAUUCUCAAUGCUAUCCUCAAUACACCGCCUCUCUCAAAUGUCUGGAAGAAUUUAGUUCGGACAAGAGCAAAUGUCAAGAACAUUUCGAUGUUUACAAGGAAUGCAAGAAAAAGGAGAGGGAGGCUCGGUUGGAACGCAACAGGAACCGGUCCUUCUUCUCGUGAAAUCCUUCAUGGAGUUCUUAUUUCAACAUGCCCAGAACAAUAACAAUAUAUAUUUGAACUCAUAGGAAGUUCUGAUCCCUUUCAAGUAAGCAUUAUAUAUGUAGAAUUCCGUUCUGUUAAGGCCAAUUUGUAGAGCUUAACUCACUAUUACGAAUUUGGGAGAAGUUUCAUAGCCCUCUUUUGUACUACCACAAUAUGAGAAAAAUCAAUCCUUUCCAACGAGUUAAUAAUAUAUUUUUCCAAAUAAUUGUAUCAAACUGACAAAUAAGUUAUCCUUCUGUUGUUGCUUGUAAAGUCCAUGUAGUGUGUCUUGUUUUUUCUUUUCAUGGUGUUUGACUGAACUUGUAUUAUUGAUUUUUAUUUUUUCUUGAA
Molecule: messenger RNA, 726 nt
Organism: Pistacia vera
Lineage: Eukaryota; Viridiplantae; Streptophyta; Magnoliopsida; Sapindales; Anacardiaceae
Product: cytochrome c oxidase-assembly factor COX23, mitochondrial-like
Exons: 3
Coding region: 127-354 (75 amino acids)
Source: RefSeq, a predicted model, not a curated record